Paramecium sonneborni is the source of this 361-nucleotide messenger RNA. Lineage: Eukaryota; Ciliophora; Oligohymenophorea; Peniculida; Parameciidae. The record is from the annotation of a GenBank genome assembly.
UAAAUGGAGACAUAUGAAUAUUCUUCGAUGUUAAAAUACAUUUUGAUUAUAUCAAUAUGCAUAGUUUUAGUAAUGUAUUUGAAGAGAAGAAUGUCCACAACAGGUGAAUCAAUUUAGGUAUGUUUAUGUUUCGGUUACAAAAGGAUAGAAUAUGGAGAAAAAUAGUAUUUGCUUAUUAGGAUAUGUUACAUACAUUCGAUUAGGCUGAGAAAGAACUACUCAAACAUACUUAUCAUAACACAAUCUUUAAUAGCAAAGGUGUAAAUGUUUCAAAUGAUAAACGAAAAGAAAGUAAAAAGAAAAACUCGAAUGUGCAGUUCAAUAUGAACAAAAACGAAACUCUAUAUUAUUGAUAAAAAUA